This is a messenger RNA of Leucoraja erinaceus (little skate), 2112 nucleotides long. It is a transcript of the gene mthfsd, whose product is annotated as methenyltetrahydrofolate synthetase domain containing. The record is from RefSeq and is a predicted model, not a curated record. The transcript has 8 exons. The coding region runs from base 851 to 2047 and encodes 398 amino acids. NCBI's taxonomy places the organism in Eukaryota, Metazoa, Chordata, Chondrichthyes, Rajiformes, Rajidae. Gene Ontology annotation, molecular function: RNA binding. Gene Ontology annotation, cellular component: cytoplasm.
GGGAAUUGUAACAAUUACCAACAAAACACUGGUUCUGUUUCCCAUUUUGCAAAUAAUCAGAGGCCCUUCUCAUUUAGAACCCUUUCCAUUGCACUGGCCCAGAUUGUUUAAAAGCAGGAUUACAUAGAAACAUCGAAAAUAGGUGCAGGAGUAGGCCAUUCGGCCCUUCGAGCCUGCACCGCCAUUCAAUAUGAUCAGGGCUGAUCAUCCAACUCGGUAUCUUGUAUCUGCUUUCUCUCCAUACCCCCUGAUCCCUUUAGCCGCAAGUGCCACAUCUAACUCCCUCUUAAAUAUAGCCAAUGAACUGGCCUCAACUCCAUUCUGUGGCAGAGAAUUCCAGAGAUUCACCACUCUGUAAAAAAUGUUUUUCUCAUCUCAGUCCUAAAAGAUUUCCCCCUUAUCCUUAAACUGUGACCCCUUGUUCUGGACUUCCCCAACAUUGGGAACAAUCUUCCUGCAUCUAGCCUGUCCAACCCCUUAAGAAUUGUGUAAGUUUCUAUAAGAUCCCCCCUCAACCUUCUAAACUCCAACGAGUACAAGCCAAGUCUAUCCAGUCUUUCUUCAUAUAAAAGUCCUGACAUCCCAAGAAUCAGUCUGGUGAACCUUUACUGUACUCCCUCUAUGGGCUCUAUGUAAAAACACAUGGCUCUGUAUAUAAUUCUAACCCUCCACUCCCGAUUAUGGAUAGAUCUGAACACACCUGUAGGCACAAUGACAGAUAUAGGGAGGUUGCACGGCAGUCGGGUCACGACCCAUGACCCGUACUGUUGCCACGCUACGCCAACUGGAGUACACGCGAUGAACUGCAGGUGUUACUAAAGGGGACAUUCGUCAGAAAAUUUGGGAUUAUAUGGAGAAAAACAACUUGGCAAACUUCCCAAGACCAGUUCAUCACAGAAUUCCUAAUUUCAAGGGGGCUGCUCAGGCUGCAGAAAAUUUACCAAGUCUCCGAGAGUUCAAAAACGCACUGAUUGUCAAAGUAAAUCCCGACAAGCCUCAGGAAAAAGUCCGUUUGCUCGUGUUAGAAGCUAGAAAAACAUUGUUAGUCCCAACACCUCGACUGAGAAAAGGACUGUUUAACAAAAUAGUUCCACCUCCUGGGGCCGCAAAGGAAAUAAUAAGAGUGUGUUCUACUGCUCAGGGAGUGAAGGAUUUCAGUGUACCUGUACAACUUGAUGCAAAGGUUCACAUAGACCUGGUUGUGGUGGGUUCCGUGGCUGUAUCCAAGAACGGCUGGAGAAUUGGAAAAGGAGAGGGAUUUGCUGACUUGGAAUAUGCCAUGAUGGUAUCAAUGGGGAGCAUCGAUGAGAAAACAGUUGUUGUUACCACAGUCCAUGACUGCCAGUUGCUGGACAUCCCAGAAGAGUUGAUGGACAACCAUGAUCUAAUUGUCGACUACAUCCUUACACCUACUCAAGUGAUCACGACCGAUUGUAAACGUUCCAAACCUCAAGGAAUUAUAUGGUCAAAGUUUUUCCUUUUCUGUUCGGGACAGGUGGAUUUGGAGAUGAUGCAAAAAAUUCCAAUCCUCAAAUCCUUUUACUGCAGAGAAAAGCAAGAGGGCAAGGAUGUCGCUCUGAAGGAUGAAAGGUGCAUUGACGAAAAAGAACUGCAGAAGUUCUCUGGUGAAAGGAUGCCCAGGAAAAGUGCAAAUGCAACACGGCUUAAAAGUGAUCCAUUUGAAAAGACUGGGAGUUGUGAUAAGUGUGAAGAAGAAACAGAAUGUGAGACAAAAGCUCAGUCUAAUGCCACAAGUAGAGUUACUGCAGUUUACAUGGGUAACAUACCUCCAAGUCUGAGAGUCAGUGAAUUGAAGAAUAUUUUGAGAGAUCACAAUGUAGCUCCACUGCGUCUGAAUUGGCAAGGUGCUCAACACCGCGCUUUCCUUGACUAUAAAGAUGAAAUAACUGCAGAAGCAGCUGUAACUUCACUCGCAGGGUUAAGUGUAAGUGGGAGUAUAAUUAGGGUUGAACUUGCCAAACACCAAGGAGACAACAGAUUUAGAAGUCAAACAAAUGCACGUGUGAACAGACAGUCUUUAACCUGAUCACAUAAUAAAAAUAUUCAUGUAAAAUUUUAAAUGCAAAAUAAAAAUAACGUUUCUUAAUCAGA